UGAGUGAAUUAAUAAGACAUACAGUAGACAGUGUCCUGGAUAGAAAGAUAGAUAAGUGCUUUUUUUGAAGGAAAAAAAAAGUAGCUUUUGCUUCCGAUGGAGAGUAGUCAUCUUCUUCUGACACGCACUUGCUGCUGCUCAUUCUCACUUCAAUCUCCAUCUUCAUCAAUUCUCCAUUUCCCAGCCUCUCGUUCCUUCCGAUUCCGACGCAGCCAAACAAACUCUUCCAUCAAUUCUUCUUCACUACCUGACGCUACUUCUCCUCUUCCAUCUACAGCGACUAAGGCUGCUGCCUCAGAUUUAUCUCUUGCGGUCAAGAAGAAAGCAGCAGAUGUAUCCCCAGAGUUGAAAGGCACUUCCAUAUUUUUGGUUGGUAUGAAAAGCUCUCUUAAAACCAGUCUAGGAAUACUGCUGGCUGAUGUAUUGCGAUAUUAUUAUUUUGACAGCGAUAAUUUGGUGGAAGAAGCUAUAGGCGGUGCAUCAGUUGCAAAAUCCUUCAAAGAGAGUGAUGAAGCCGGCUUCAAUGACGCUGAGACUGAAGUGCUUAAGCAAUUGUCGUCUAUGGUUCGACUAGUAGUUUGUGCUGGAAAUGGUGCUGUUCAAAAUAAAACUAAUUUGGCACUCCUGAGACAUGGGAUUACAUUGUGGAUAGAUUUGCCUUUAGACUUUGUGGCCAGGGAUGUAACCGAAAAUCAGAGUCAAUUUCCUUCAUUUGAGAUAUCUACUUCAGGAUCUUACCCAGAGGUAAUGGAUGAACUGGGCGCUCUAUACGACGAGUACAAAAAUGGCUACGCAACAGCUGAUGCAACUAUUUCACUUCAAAAAGUAGCUUCUCAGUUGGGUUAUGACAACUUAGAUGACAUUACAGCAGAGGACAUGGCUUUGGAGGUUCUUGGGGAGAUUGAGAAGUUGACCAGAGUAAAGAAGAUGAUGCAAGAAGCUGCAAGGCCAUUUUAAUCAAUCUGGGGCAUGUUUGCCUUACGAAUUUCAAAAUUCAAGCAGUAUUUUUGAAUUUACCUAUUUGCUUACAUAUGGUGUUGUUUAUUGGGAUGAUCUGAUGAUACUAGUUUCAUUUCAAAAUUCAGAAAGUAUCAUUUUGUUUUUAGCAAAAAAAUUAAUUUGUAUAAAAUUUCAAUACAAUUUAGACAACAAUUUUAAUGCUUAUUGCACUUUAAACA
Molecule: messenger RNA, 1178 nt
Organism: Vicia villosa (hairy vetch)
Lineage: Eukaryota; Viridiplantae; Streptophyta; Magnoliopsida; Fabales; Fabaceae
Product: probable inactive shikimate kinase like 1, chloroplastic
Exons: 10
Coding region: 97-957 (286 amino acids)
Cellular component (GO): chloroplast
Source: RefSeq, a predicted model, not a curated record